Molecule: messenger RNA, 1533 nt
Organism: Oryzias melastigma (Indian medaka)
Lineage: Eukaryota; Metazoa; Chordata; Actinopteri; Beloniformes; Adrianichthyidae
Gene: pnp5a
Product: purine nucleoside phosphorylase 5a
Exons: 6
Coding region: 272-1153 (293 amino acids)
Biological process (GO): nucleoside metabolic process
Cellular component (GO): cytoplasm
Molecular function (GO): purine-nucleoside phosphorylase activity
Source: RefSeq, a predicted model, not a curated record
CGGGAUGGGGGGAGGGAGGGGGGUCUGCGCCUAUAAUAAACCCGAGGAGCAGUCCUUCUCCUCAGGCUGGACAGAAACGAGCUGCGCUUCAGCUGGAACCACUGAGCAGAAGAUUUAACUUUAAAGAAGAAGAAGAAAAAAAUCCUUUAAACAAUUGAAAUUCACAGUAAAAUCUACAUUUUUUUUCUUCUUGGAAACUCUGAGCGCAUUUUUCAUUUAUUUUUUUAUUUUUAUUUAUCCUAAAAGAAAGUUUGAGAUUUGAUCUCCAGCGAUGUUUCCAGAGGCAAAUAAAGGCUACAGCUACGACGACUGCAAAGCCACUGCUGAUUGGCUGCUGGCACAGACGGACAUUAAGCCCAGAGUUGGUAUUGUUUGUGGGUCGGGGCUCGGAGGACUAGCCGACCUGUUAAAGGACCAGGUGGCCUUCAACUACAAGGACAUCCCCAACUUUCCUCAGAGCACAGUGCACGGGCAUGCAGGACGGCUGGUGUUUGGCACCCUGAAGGGAAGGGCGUGCGUUUGCAUGCAGGGUCGCUUCCACCUCUACGAGGGCUAUGCCGUCCAGAGGAUCACUCUUCCCAUACGCAUCUUUAAGCUGCUCGGUGUUGAGACGGUGAUACUGACCAACGCCGCUGGGGGGCUGAACGAGGACUUCAAGGUGGGGGACAUCAUGGUGAUCAAAGACCACAUCAACCUGCCCGGCUUUGCUGGGAACAACCCUCUGGUUGGACCCAACGAUGAGAGAUUUGGCGUCCGCUUCCCUUGCAUGUCAGACGCAUACGACCGAGAGCUGCAGCAGCUGGGCAUGGACGUGGGUCAGGAGCUGGGAUAUGGAGAUUUCCUGAAGGAGGGCGUGUACUGUGCGCUUGGCGGUCCGUCGUUUGAGACGAUUGCUGAGUGUCGCAUGCUGCAAAAACUGGGUGUAGAUGCAGUUGGCAUGAGCACAGUUCACGAGGUAGUGGUCGCCCGCCACUGCGGCAUGCGCGUCUUCGCCCUCUCGCUAAUCACCAACCAGGCAGUGGUGGACUACGACAGCGAGGAGAAGGCCAACCACGAAGAGGUCCUUCAAGCCGGGAAGCAGCGAGGCCUGCAGAUGGAGCACCUGGUGUCCACCAUGGUGACCCGGAUCGAGCACAACAACAACUACAUCUGAGAACAAGGACUUAGUCACGGCUUCUCUUUACUGUCAAACCAAAGAAAAUCUGUCUGUAUGUGCAAGUCUCUAAAACGGUUCCCUCCUCUGUGCUGUAUAGGACACACAUUCCUUUAAUUGGUUUUCUGACAGAAAAAAAGCCAUUUUUGUGUUUUAGCAGAAACAUUUUUUAAAAAACUUGUUCUGCUAUGGAUCCAUCCCAGAUGUUUUUGUGUAUUAUUAUUCUAACUUAUGAUCCACUUUUAAAAGCCUCUGCAAUUUAACUUAACAAUGAUCAUAAAUCGACUGUAAAAAUGUAAUAUUGCUUGUGUACACCGAGUGUAUUAGUGCUUGUUUUUUUAAUAUGACUGUUGUUACUAAAAGUGUUAUUUAUUACUGAA